GCCCCUCUGCCCCAGUCACUGAGCCGCCGCCGAGGACUCAGCAGCCUCCCCCUUGAGCCCCCUCGCUUCCCGACGCUCCGUCCCCCCCGCCCGCCUUCUCCCGCCGCCGCCUUCCGCAGGCCGUUUCCACCGAGGAAAAGGAAUCGUAUCGUAUGUCCGCUAUCCAGAACCUCCACUCUUUCGACCCCUUUGCUGAUGCAAGUAAGGGUGAUGACCUGCUUCCUGCUGGCACUGAGGAUUAUAUCCAUAUAAGAAUUCAACAGAGAAACGGCAGGAAGACCCUUACUACUGUCCAAGGGAUCGCUGAUGAUUACGAUAAAAAGAAGCUAGUGAAGGCGUUUAAGAAGAAAUUUGCCUGCAAUGGUACUGUAAUUGAGCAUCCAGAAUAUGGAGAAGUAAUUCAGCUACAGGGUGACCAGCGCAAGAACAUAUGCCAGUUCCUUGUCGAGAUUGGACUGGCUAAGGACGACCAGCUGAAGGUUCAUGGGUUUUAAGUGCUUUCGGCUCACUGAAGCUUAAGUGAGGAUUUCCUUGCAAUGAGUAGAAUUUCCCUUCUGUCCCUUGUCACAAGUUUAAAAACCUCACAGCUUGUAUAAUGUAACCAUUUGGGGUCUGCUUUUAACUUGGACUAGUGUAACUCCUUCAUGCAAUAAACUGAAAAGAGCCAUGCUGUCUAGUCUUGAAGUCCCUCAUUUAAAAAGAGAUGAAGCAGUAGGCGCCUGGCAGUGUCCAACCUGAAACAAAGCACUAACAGUGAUGUUUCAGCCAAGCCCAGAGUCCCAAAAUCACUACCAGCUAUGUCUGGCAAGAAGCUUCUCAGCUCUCCCUAUGAGUUCCCUGCCCUGAAAGAAAGUUAUGACCUGAACCUUCAGUGAAGCUGAGUGGAGAGAAUGGAGUAAGGCGGCUUGGCUGUGCCACUAGAGGGGUGGGGGGAGCCUUUAGUAGUAUAAGAUGCUCUGGUGUCUCCAACCUGACUGCAUGAGCAGAGCUUGGAGAGGCCACCUUCCCUUGUUGGAGGUGACAGGACAUCUGACUUGCCACCAAGGUCUUUUGACCCAACAUCCUAGCUGAUUGAUGCCCAGACACCAUAAUGUGAGGCCAACUUUCUACCAGUUAAACUUAUGACAAGGGAACAAAUUUCAGACAUGCAUCAGUCAUGUAGCUAGCUAUAGAGCUUGUCACUUAAUAGCAGCUGCCCAAUGUCAUGUGACAGUCGUAACAAACUGGUUCUCUCCCCGCCCCCAUUCAGUUUUAAUGUUAUGUAAUGUAUUUAAACCCUUAUUUAAAUAAAACUUGUUUUCAGAAACA
Erinaceus europaeus (western European hedgehog) is the source of this 1308-nucleotide messenger RNA. RefSeq names its product eukaryotic translation initiation factor 1 (gene EIF1). Bases 153 to 494 code for a protein of 113 amino acids. Lineage: Eukaryota; Metazoa; Chordata; Mammalia; Eulipotyphla; Erinaceidae. The transcript has 4 exons. Gene Ontology annotation, cellular component: eukaryotic 43S preinitiation complex. Gene Ontology annotation, molecular function: translation initiation factor activity; ribosomal small subunit binding; RNA binding. Gene Ontology annotation, biological process: translational initiation. The record is from RefSeq and is a predicted model, not a curated record.